ACUAUGAACUUCCUUACAUAUAUAGGAGCUAACAACUAUUUGGCAGUUUUUGGUAAACACUAAACAGAGAAAGAGAGACACCAAAAUGGCCGUUGGGGGAUUCUCCCUUGAUGCUUCUUCAGCCAACAAUGGCUUCGACGGCAAGAUAACACUCUCAGUUGUCAUCACAUGCAUCGUUGCUGCAUCCAGUGGUCUAAUUUUUGGAUAUGACAUCGGAAUUACAGGUGGUGUCACUACGAUGAAACCAUUUCUUGAAAAAUUCUUCCCAGCAAUAUUGAAAAAGGCUGCUAGCGCAAAAACAAACGUGUAUUGUGUAUAUGACAAUCAGUUGUUGACAUUAUUUACGUCUUCCCUUCACCUGGCGGGGCUAGUUUCGUCUCUCUUGGCCAGCCGCGUCACGACGGUGUUAGGUCGGAGAAACACCAUGAUUUUUGGUGGUUGCAUCUUUUUUGCCGGUGGUGCCAUUAAUGGUGCUGCUGAAAAUAUUGCUAUGUUAAUCUUGGGUCGUAUCUUGCUUGGUCUUGGAGUCGGUUUCACAAAUCAAGCAACGCCGGUGUACCUAUCCGAAAUUGCUCCUCCCAAAUGGCGAGGCGCAUUUAGCACUGGGUUCCAAUUCUUUGUCGGCAUGGGUGUGGUGGCCGCAAACUGCAUAAACUAUGGCACCGCACGACAUCCAUGGGGGUGGCGUGUGUCCCUCGGCCUCGCCACGGUCCCCGCAACCAUCAUCACUAUUGGAGCAUUCCUAAUCCCUGACACCCCAAGUAGCCUAGUGGAGCGCAACCAAAUACCCCAAGCCAGAAACGCUCUCCGCAAAGUGCGUGGCCCCACUGCUGAUGUUGAACUCGAAUUGCAACACGUGAUUCAAUCGUCCCAGAUUUCAAAAGCCGUGAAAGGGGGAGGUUUUGGGACCAUUUUUGAGGAGCAGUAUCGGCCUGAGUUGGUGAUGGUGUUCGCGAUUCCGUUGUCUCAGCAGCUGACGGGGAUCAACAUUGUUGCCUUUUAUGCGCCAAAUCUGUUUCAGUCUGUGGGAUUUGGCAGUGACUCGGCUUUACUUUCGGCUGUUAUAUUGGGGCUUGUCAACCUUGGUUCCAUUCUUGUCUCAACUGCUGUUGUUGAUCGCUUUGGUCGAAGGUUCUUGUUCAUUGCAGGUGGCAUUCAAAUGCUUCUUUGCAUGAUUGCUGUGGCUGUUGUGCUAGCAGUGGUGAGUGGUGUUCAUGGUACAGAACACAUUUCAAAGGGCAAAGCCAUAUUAGUACUGGUGUUAUUUUGCUUCUACGCUGCAGGUUUUGGUUGGUCGUGGGGCCCUCUUUGCUGGCUAAUUCCAAGUGAGAUAAUUCCAAUGAAAAUCAGAUCCACUGGACAAAGCAUAGCUGUGGCUGUGCAGUUCUUAACAGUAUUUGUUUUAUCCCAAACAUUCUUGACAAUGCUAUGCCACUUUAAGUUUGGAGCUUUUCUCUUCUACGCGGGUUGGAUUGCACUCAUCACCAUCUUUGUUAUACUGUUCUUGCCCGAGACCAAAGGUAUUCCUUUGGAUUUAAUGUGUGCAAUAUGGGGCAAACACUGGUAUUGGAGCCGGUUUACUGUUAGAGGACAAGUUAACCAAGAUAAUUGAUCUUUUAAUGAAUUAGUAUAUACUUUAUAGUACAUAUAUAUGUUUGUAGGCAAAAAAGAAUAUUAUUUACUUCUUU
Glycine soja is the source of this 1688-nucleotide messenger RNA. Its product is annotated as sugar transport protein 5-like. The coding region runs from base 86 to 1612 and encodes 508 amino acids. The record is from RefSeq and is a predicted model, not a curated record. Gene Ontology annotation, biological process: monosaccharide transmembrane transport. Gene Ontology annotation, cellular component: membrane. The transcript is spliced from 5 exons. Gene Ontology annotation, molecular function: monosaccharide transmembrane transporter activity. NCBI's taxonomy places the organism in Eukaryota, Viridiplantae, Streptophyta, Magnoliopsida, Fabales, Fabaceae.